Molecule: messenger RNA, 1817 nt
Organism: Vigna unguiculata (cowpea)
Lineage: Eukaryota; Viridiplantae; Streptophyta; Magnoliopsida; Fabales; Fabaceae
Product: methyltransferase
Biological process (GO): tRNA methylation
Source: RefSeq, a predicted model, not a curated record
CAAACACACCGUCUUUUUUCCUAUACGGAGGUUAACCAGACGUCAUAACUUUUUGUUAGAAACGGCGUCGUCUCCUCUAACAGCGAAUUUACCCAGAGCUUUCUUUGUUGUUCGGAAUAGGGAAAGAAGAAACAGAGUCGAAGCAUAGCUCCUGUCGUCGAUGGCUUCAGUGUUUCCGGUGAUGCAAUCUCCUAAGAUAUGAGCAGUGCUUCUAAAAACCGUAAUUGAAGCCUUUCUUUAAGGUUUUUGAUUGAAUUAAGUUAAAGCAAGGUACUAUGAGGACCAAGCGCUGCAACUUCUGGCUUCCUAACAAGAACAGAUUUUGUGCAAACUGUCCUCUCAAUGGUUCCUUAUUCUGUGGAAAUCAUAACUCAAGGUCCGAAGGCCAGUGGAUCCCAUGCCCCAUAGAUCCAUCCCACUCGGUGCUUGAGGAAAAUCUCAAAGGGCAUGUUAAGCGGUGUCCAUUGCUGAAACAGGCUCAGUCCUUGUCUGUCCAACCUUUCUAUCAAAAGGGUAUCAAUACUGGUUCUGAUGGAGAGGAGGAGGCAUCUGGGGUUGAUGGUUCAAGGUUGCCAAUAAAGACAAUUUCUUCCGAAAUGAAGAGGAAUGCUCUUCAUGAAAUGAGUGUGCCUGAAUUUUGCAAGUUGAUUGAAAAGAUUGAAUUUCUUCAUGAGUCGUUGUGUAAAGAUAUUCAGGACUCAGUUCAAAUGCCAGAGGUCUGCAGCCUAUGGAUUAAAAGAGGAGUCGAAGAGAGGAAAUUGCCAUUUCAAGAGAAACAUAUAAUGCAGCAGGCAUCUAUUGUGGGAAAUUUGGAAAACUUUGGGUUACUGAAGAAUUCUCAUGGAAGGAAACCUUCUGAGUGUGUGGAACCAGUUGAGAAGAAGGACGAGGAUGUCCCUGCAGUGAUUGAGUUUGGUGCUGGUAGAGGGUAUUUGACACAAAUGCUCGCAGAUUGUUAUGGAAUCCAACGAGUCUUUCUAGUUGAGCGAAAGGCAUACAAGUUGAAGGCUGAUCGAUCACUGCGGCAGAAUGAGAGUUUGAUGUUAGAGCGCUUGAGAAUAGACAUUGAAGAUCUAGAUUUGAAUGCCGUUGAGUCCUUGCAAGGAGUUCCAUUUCUGGCCAUUGGUAAACAUCUAUGUGGAGCUGCAACAGAUUUAACUUUGAGAUGCUGCUUUCCUGAGUAUAGAAAAGAUAGUAGUGAACAGCACCCUGCUAACAGUAAGUUUGGAGGUUUAGCUAUAGCAACAUGUUGUCACCACCUUUGCCAAUGGAAACACUAUACAAAUAAAAGGUUUUUUCUGGAUCUGGGGUUGACAAAAGAAGAAUUCCAUGCCAUUACAUGGUUUACCAGCUGGGCAGUAGAUGCUAAUCAUGAUUCCGAUCUUCCUGAUACAACCAAUUGUAUAUCACAUUUGCAAUUCAUAAAGGAGCAAGGUGAUGGAUAUGCAGACGGAGUUGAAAAAAUUCUUUCAGACAUGCAAGCAGAUAGACGAGCAGCAUUGGGAUUUAAGUGCAAGUGGAUUAUUGACAUGGGCAGGUUGAUGUGGUUAAGAGAGCAUGGAUUAGAUGCAAAGCUUGUCAAAUUUGUUCCAUCUAGCAUUUCUCCUGAAAAUCAUUUGCUAUUAGCUAGAUCUUCAAAUUGAUUUUGAAAUGUUUAUUUCAUUCUCUUGUUUUGCAUUUAUCGCUGGCGUCAAUAUUUUUGUUAGCUUGAUACCUUCAUGUUCUUUUUGAUAUACUUAAGUAAAACGAGCAGAACAUGACAACUUACUGUCUUAGGGAUUCUGAUUGAAUUAUUUAAUGGCAAUUGCUUGGUGCAA